Racocetra persica is the source of this 280-nucleotide messenger RNA. The record is from the annotation of a GenBank genome assembly. Lineage: Eukaryota; Fungi; Glomeromycota; Glomeromycetes; Diversisporales; Gigasporaceae.
GUGCCUGAAAAAAGUUUAUCUGAUAGUGAUAUGACAAAACCUAAGAAUCAUUCAUCUUUUCAUACUUAUAUUGUCUCUCCAGUUCAAGCAUUCUUUCAAAUCACUAGUAAAUCCUCAAAUCAAAACCGUCUCGAUAUUCUAAUUCCUUCAAUCCCAACUCCUUCAAUUCCUAAUGUUCUAUCUAAUAUAGAACCAGCUGUUUCGGCCGUUAGUAGUGCUGUCACCAAUGCUGCAAAUACUGCUUCAAAUACUGCUGGAGAUAUUGCUGCAGUAGCCCCUG